Symbiodinium pilosum is the source of this 421-nucleotide messenger RNA. NCBI's taxonomy places the organism in Eukaryota, Dinophyceae, Suessiales, Symbiodiniaceae. The record is from the annotation of a GenBank genome assembly.
GUAUGGAAUGAACAUCAUCAACGACAUGAAUCAUGGCUGCGAAGGAUGGAUUGACUGGAACCUGUGCUUGGAUGAGAAAGGAGGACCGAAUCAUGUGGGCAAUUUCUGCUCUGCCCCCAUCAUCUGUGAUACGCGCAGCGACGAGCUCCUUCGGCAGCCUUCAUACUGGUACAUGGGCCACUUCUCCCGGUACAUCAAGCCUGGGGCCUGCCGCGCCGUUAGCAGCACAUCCCGCGACGUGCUCGAGGUGACCUCUUGGGUCAACCCCGACGGCAGUUUGGCCGUUGUGGUGAUGAAUCAGAGUGCGGAGAGUGUUGAGUUCUGGCUGAAGGUGCAGGGAUCAGGUGCAGUGCGCACCGAGGCCCCAGCCCGCUCCAUCACUACUUACCUGGUGGAUGACGCAGAGCCAUCGGGCUCCUAG